AUGGGCUUUGAUAAAGAAUCAAUACUUGCUGGAUUAUUAUAUGAUAUAGAAUUUUGUCCUUAUUCAAUUAGUAUAGCCAAUAAACUAUCUGUUAUAGUCUUUAGUUUAGGUAUUUCUAUGAAAGAAGAAAUAGAUAAAAAAACUUUAAAAGAUCUUUACAAUUCAGGAUUCUUAAAUCCAUAUAGUUUAAAUACACAAAAUUCUGUGCAGACUUUUUGGGAUAGUUUUGCAGAUAGUUUGGAUUUUAACUACAAAGAAUUACAAAAUAAACUCGCGAUUUCACUAACAACAAUCAAUAUGGCUAAAAAAUAUGCUAUUCUUAAUGGUCCAGGAGGUCAACAAAUUAACAAACCAAAAAUAAUAAGUAAUUCACCUCUCACUAAAGAAAUAGAAUAUCAAUUUUAA
Messenger RNA from Scutellospora calospora, 405 nucleotides. Lineage: Eukaryota; Fungi; Glomeromycota; Glomeromycetes; Diversisporales; Gigasporaceae. The record is from the annotation of a GenBank genome assembly.